AGCCCAGCGGCGCGCAGAGCCUACAAGUGCCGCGGCUGGUGAUCGGGGGACUUUCCCGAGAAGCCGCGCAGGGGCGAGCGCGCAGUGCUCCAGCCGCACUGGGUGGCCAAGGCAGGAGGAGGAACCAGGGCUGAAGUGUCAACAAGUGUGGCUGCAGAGGAGAUGCGGGCCUCAGGAGCAGUACUCCUGGUAGAGCAGCCUUAGCUCCUGUGAGGUUCUCAUCUAACUGUGUUGCUAUUGGCAGAAUUUCCAGAAGCUGCUGGGGGAUGUCUGACUAGCUCCGAUGGAGCUCCACUAUCUUGCUAAGGAGAGCAGCCAGGCAGCCCUGUGUGAUGCUGCGGACUGGAGUUCAGGAGGGCCUCCUGGUGACCAGGCAGAUGCCGCUGCCACCAGAGCUGCUCUCUGCUGGCAGAGACACUGUACCUCGACACCAAGAUCAGCCCAGAUGGAAAGGUCUAAGCUUAGCUCUUCUCUAGCAUCCCCCGCCUCCCCUCUGCAAGACAGUGUCAUUCAGCCAGACUCCUUGCCACCAGGACCUCUCAACAACUCAGGGAACAACCAGAUAACAGCAGAACGGAAAGUAUGCAACUGCUGCAGCCAGGAAUUAGAAACUUCUUUUACUUACGUGGACGAGAAUGUCAACUUGGAGCAGAGGAACCGGAGCUCCCCUUCAGCAAAAGGGAAUAAUCACUCUGGAGACCUUGGCUGGGGAAAUCCAAAUGAGUGGUCCCAUGAGGCUGCCAUAUCCUUAAUAUCCGAAGAUGAAGAUGAUACAAGUUCAGAAGCCACAUCUUCGGGGAAGUCAGUAGACUAUGGUUUCAUCAGCGCCAUCUUGUUCUUAGUCACUGGCAUCUUGCUGGUGAUCAUCUCUUACAUUGUCCCACGGGAAGUGACUGUGGAUCCCAACACUGUGGCUGCCCGGGAGAUGGAACGCCUGGAGAAGGAGAGCGCGAGGCUAGGGGCUCACCUGGACCGCUGUGUGAUUGCUGGACUCUGCCUGCUCACACUGGGGGGGGUCGUUCUGUCUUGUUUGCUAAUGAUGUCUAUGUGGAAGGGGGAGCUCUAUCGUCGCAACAGGUUUGCCUCUUCCAAAGAGUCUGCAAAACUCUAUGGUUCUUUCAACUUCAGGAUGAAAACCAGUGCUAAUGAAAACACCCUGGAACUAUCCUUGGUAGAGGAAGAUGCUCUCGCUGUACAGAGUUAAUUCUGGUUGUGAACUCCUUGAGAGUCUGCCUUGGCAUUUUGUAUGAAAAAAAAUCCAACAUAUUUCUUAAAAUUAAUAGUGCAGUUUAUUUGCCUGGGAAGAAAAGUUUAUUUCCCCAACUAACAGCCAGUGAGUGUUUUUGUUCUCUCUCUGCUUUUUAUUUAGAAAAAAAGCCAUAAGAUGCAUUAAGACACAACCAGUGACGCUUGUCCUUCUAAAGAGCUGAGACUAAUUAAUCUGUAUUGGCCCCCAGCUUCUACUUUAUAGCAAAAUAGAUCUAAUGACCCAGUGUACAAAUGGUUUCUUUUACACCAUAUGGGAUAUUAUUCUUUGGAUACUAGGAGGUCCAACACACAGUAGGAUCAAUUAGUAACCUAUUUUUUGAAAAAGAACUGAAGCACUAAUCACAUAAUAAGGCUUAUAUUUAAUUCUCAAAAGUGCUUAUUCAUUUUCUUGCUAAAUUUUUUCUUCCUGUAAUUUGGCUAAGGGUUUUGAGUUUAAACAUUUUGAAGCUUGAGGAUGUUGACUAUUAAGGGAAAAAAAUGUAUAAAUACAUUUGUUAUAGUUAAAAUUAUUCCUGCACUCAGAAGUGGUAACUAAGUCAUUAGAAUAAACUUUCUAGUAAAAGAAAAUUAUGUAAAUCAUUAUAAGACCAGUCUGAAUUUAACCUGGAAUGGCGAUGCCAGAUAUUAGCCAGUGUCGCAUGCCCAUUUUCUAGAUGAAGUAAAAUUAGUUGCUGAUAUAAAUUUCAUUUUCUGUUUGUGGUUUAGCCAUCAUAUGGUUACUUAUGCUCUUGAAGUCUUUCUUGGUUCUCACACCAGAGAGGCAAAGUAUAAGACAUUUUUAAUAUAAUUCCAGACACUUAAACGUCUAGGCAGGUCUGAGUCAUGACUGGCUCAGGCUCGUUCCCAGGUGACGCUUUGUUGUUGUCGUUUGGAGAAAACCUCCAGUGCAAUUGCAGCUAGACUCUUGGGGACUGUGCCCACAAGCAGGUGUCACUUGCUCUAGGCCAAGCAACAAGCCAUUGCCCCAGGAUGGCAGCAGUCCUGAAGCCCACAGCC
Messenger RNA from Ceratotherium simum simum (southern white rhinoceros), 2265 nucleotides. It is a transcript of the gene TMEM74, whose product is annotated as transmembrane protein 74. Lineage: Eukaryota; Metazoa; Chordata; Mammalia; Perissodactyla; Rhinocerotidae. The record is from RefSeq and is a predicted model, not a curated record.